This is a messenger RNA of Ruditapes philippinarum (Manila clam), 1610 nucleotides long. Its product is annotated as serine/threonine-protein kinase ICK-like. The transcript is spliced from 11 exons. Gene Ontology annotation, molecular function: ATP binding; protein serine/threonine kinase activity. Gene Ontology annotation, biological process: intraciliary transport; intracellular signal transduction; protein phosphorylation. Gene Ontology annotation, cellular component: cytoplasm; cilium; nucleus. The record is from RefSeq and is a predicted model, not a curated record. Lineage: Eukaryota; Metazoa; Mollusca; Bivalvia; Venerida; Veneridae.
AUUUAUAUUGGUUGCUACUCUUGGUCACGUGACUUUUUAAGGAGCAAAUAGCAACAACUGUCAUGGCGGAGAUCGCAUUCCACAAACAGUAAACAGUCAAUAUGUAAGCUACCUAGAUGAUGAUUCCCUCCAGUGAUAGUGAUUGUACACCAUUUUUCAACACUAUCUCUAUACAGGAGUAUAAAGUUAGGAAGAAUUAAAAUUUAUCAGAAUAUUGAAUUUUCUGGUUCUUUGUGCUUUUAAAGGGAUUUGAAAGUAGUUGCAUGUAUUAGGGGGAAAAAAAUACGAAUAAAACAGUGAAAAUGAAUCGGUAUACAGUAACGAAGCAACUGGGAGAUGGGACUUACGGAAGUGUUUUGUUGGCUACAUGUAUCGAAACAAAUGAAAAGGUGGCCAUCAAAAAAAUGAAGAAAAAGUAUUACUCUUGGGAUGAAUGCUUAAACCUCAGGGAAGUUAAGUCUUUACGGAAGCUCAAUCACGCAAAUAUUGUGAAGUUGAAGGAAGUGAUCAGAGAGAAUGAUCAGUUGUUCUUUGUGUUUGAGUUUAUGAAGGAGAAUCUCUAUCAAAUGAUGAAGGACAGGUGAUCUCCCCUCCCCUCUCCUAUUGUUAAAGACAUCACUUUCUUCUGUCUUUCCAAAAUUUUGUUUUUAAAAAAAAAUGGUUUCUUCCAUCGUGACUUGAAACCAGAAAAUUUGUUGUGUUCAGGGCCUGACUGUUGUAAGAUAGCAGAUUUUGGUCUCGCACGUGAAAUCCGAUCUCGUCCACCUUAUACAGACUACGUAUCAACAAGAUGGUACAGAGCACCAGAGGUUUUGUUACGGUCUACAAAUUACAACAGUCCUAUAGAUAUCUGGGCAGUAGGUUGUAUAAUGGCAGAAAUGUAUACAUUGAGACCACUGUUUCCAGGAAGCUCGGAAAUAGAUGAAAUAUUUAAAAUAUGUACAGUACUAGGAACCCCAAAGCAGGAUGAUUGGGAUGAAGGUUUUAGACUCGCCUCUGCAAUGAACUUCCGAUGGCCACAAUGUGUUCCCCAGAAUCUGAAGACGUUGAUACCAAAUGCCAGUCAAGAGGCUAUACAUCUUAUGAAAGACAUGAUGCAUUGGAAUCCACACAAAAGACCUACAGCAAGUCAGUGUUUAAGAUAUCAAUAUUUUCAAGUUGGCCAGAAUCUUGGUACAGCCAUGCCAUCCCCUGCUCGUCCACCCGCCCAGCCCAUUCACUCACAACCAUCAUACAAGCCCCCAGAGAAACCCAGUGUACCGUCCCCACAGCAUCACAUGACAAAUAGACCGUUCCAGGAAAAGCCCACAAUACCUAACCAACAACAACCAAUGGUGCCAAACUAUGCUCAGAAACAGCAACAAAACCAGGACAUGGAUGAUCCUUUUCAAAUGUCUGUAACAAAGAAGCAAAGUGCAAGAAAACGUUGGGGUGGUGGAGUGUCGGACACAUGGGAUGAUUUCGAUGACCUAGAUUUCGGUGUUCCACGUAAACAAAAGGCGGCACCAGCAAAACCUUUGCCAGGUAUCGGUGGUAAACGAGAGGAUAAGAAGGAAAACGCGUUUAAUGAUGACGAAGAUGAUUUCUUAGCGUAAGUUAAUAGUAUUUUU